CGCACUAAACAGUCGACGGUCGUUGUCGAGUCGUGUGUGUUGUCUACAUCAUACACUCUUAUUUUAGUCGUUUUUAAUACCUUUGAUUCGUUCUAACGGCUGCUGGGUGGAGGCGGCGGCCGUGAGAUGGAGUUCUGUGUUGAGGAGGUGAAGUCGGACUGCGUGGAGCUGCUGAGCCGCUUCCAGACAUCCGACUCCGUCCGCUUCCAGACCUUCUCCAAAAUAUGGAGAGAAAUGAACUUCUCUGAAAUAUUUUACGGCACUGUGAACCACGGAGAGCAGCGAGCGUUCUGCCGUCUCAUUCUGGACACCACGUCCAGCUUCUUCAUGCCUCCGUACAGCUUCCAGAUCCGAGUGGGAGGACUUUACCUGCUGUACAGCUUGUAUCACAGUCAGACCAGCUCGCCCCCAGAGCAGAUCCGUCUGGCGCUGAAGGACUGGAAGGACGUGAAGAAGUUUGAGAAGGACGCUGUCGAUGCUCAGCACCACGACGUCGUUUACAUCCUCCGAAAGCUGAUGUUCCAAAAAGCUUUCGUCUUCGCUGCCAUGCCCGUUGCUCUGAGCUUCAAGAAGAAGAGGAAGUUGCAGAGAUCGGUUCCGUGCGAGCAGUUCAUGGAGCGGCCGUCUCGUCCACAGGAGCUCAUCAACAUCGACCUGCUGGAGGAAUUGUCCAACGUCGAGGAGAUCUACGGGAAGCUGAAGACGUCUGUGUCUUCGGCCUUAGAGCAGUCGGAGUCCUCCCUGAACCUGGUCUGUAAAAGCUUGGCCCCGCAGCUACGCAGCACUGUGGUGGAUUUCUACCAGUGGCAGCAGAGGAGGGGUGUUCCGAGGAAAGAUGACGGCGGUGGCGAGGGGACGUCGUCCCAGCAGGAGUGCUCCAAUAGAGCCCAGCUCCUCGCCUCCAUCAAAUCAAAGGCCUUUGGAGAAGCCACAGAGGCCCCCAAGUCGCGGCGCCAUCGUCAGGUGGAGGUGGAUUCCACGGGUAACUCGGCCGGACCCUCCAGCUCGUCGGGUUAUUCUAGAGCGAAGAAAAUGUCACUCAAAGCCAGAACCUAUCAGAACAUAUACGUCUCAGGUGACUCGUGGAAUGAAAGCCCGGAGACGACUUGCAUCCAUCGUCUCAGCGCGCUGGACUUUGGUCCUGAAGAGAAAAAAAAAAUGUACAACAAAUUCCACUGGUGAUGAAGACGGUUCGGACGUCCACCUGCAUCCUGAUGCACAUGAUGUGUUAUUGUUGUUUUUACAUUUCAUGAAGUUGUAACCUGUUCUUUUAAUGAGCUGUCUUCUUUACAGCCGCCCUUGUUGAAAAUGUUCUUUCCUGUAAGUCAGAGAUUAAAAUGCCUUUGACAGUAAAGAAAACAUGAUGUUAGUUUUGUCUCUUAACUUAGAGACAUUUCAUGUAAAUAACCAUGAAUUCAUUUCUGGGAAACUGUUGUAACUGGAUCUCUCUUCUCCAGCUUUCCUGGUGUUUUUGAAGAUUUUAGGAAGUUUCUCAGUUUUAUAUAAAAGUAUAUAAAAAAUGUA
Molecule: messenger RNA, 1524 nt
Organism: Gasterosteus aculeatus aculeatus (three-spined stickleback)
Lineage: Eukaryota; Metazoa; Chordata; Actinopteri; Perciformes; Gasterosteidae
Gene: snapc1b
Product: small nuclear RNA activating complex, polypeptide 1b
Biological process (GO): snRNA transcription by RNA polymerase II; snRNA transcription by RNA polymerase III
Cellular component (GO): snRNA-activating protein complex
Molecular function (GO): sequence-specific DNA binding
Source: RefSeq, a predicted model, not a curated record